UGCUGGGUGCCCUUCGGCUCGCAGGAGAGCUUCGAGAGCCACUGCUCCUCCGUUGAGCACGCGCAGAUGCUCUCGGCCGACACCUCUGUCCAGUGGGCGUACCGCGCACCGCCUCUCGGGGUGACCAAGUUCUCGCUGUGCAGAAGAGCGGACGUGUGCGAAAUGGGGAGCAGCUGCACCAAGGCUCAUUCCGCCGAGGAGCUGCAGGAGUGGAUCCAGAGGGUGAAGGUUGCCAUGAAGAAAAAGAAGCAAGCGCUGAAGGAAGGGCUCUUGUCCUACCAGGACCGGCUCAUGGCCGAGUAUGGGACGUGCUCCAACGAGGUGUUGAUUGUGAGUCAUGGGCGGCAGGGUGGGAGCGCGUUGGCCCGGCACGUUGCCAGAAGCCUCUUGUGUGGGAGCUUGGGAAUGGAGCCCACCGCUCACCUUUCCAACGGUGAUGCCCAGGGGGAUGUUGCAUCCCUUUUCAUCGCCCCUUUCAAGAUAGCAACCCAGGAGCCUGCGCAGGGUACCCGGCCACGCUGCUCUGCCGUGGGUCCUUUCGUUCCCCGAGGCUGCUGCGUGGGGACGCCGAGCAGCAGCGGGCAAGGACUGAGCAUGGGGAUUUACUGACGUCCCCUCUUGGGAGGACUUAGCGUAAAGGUGGGGGGGGAGAUGGCCCCGCAGAGGGCUCUGCAGAGGGACCUG
Egretta garzetta (little egret) is the source of this 684-nucleotide messenger RNA. Its product is annotated as helicase with zinc finger domain 2-like. The record is from RefSeq and is a predicted model, not a curated record. The annotation marks the transcript as partial. Lineage: Eukaryota; Metazoa; Chordata; Aves; Pelecaniformes; Ardeidae. The transcript is spliced from 2 exons.